Zingiber officinale is the source of this 901-nucleotide messenger RNA. RefSeq lists its product as uncharacterized. The record is from RefSeq and is a predicted model, not a curated record. Bases 245 to 583 code for a protein of 112 amino acids. NCBI's taxonomy places the organism in Eukaryota, Viridiplantae, Streptophyta, Magnoliopsida, Zingiberales, Zingiberaceae. The transcript is spliced from 2 exons.
AAAUCCAAACCCGAUCUACUAUGAAACCCUUCUCUUUUCUUCCCUGCACACGGCACAGUAGCGUGACUUUUCUCCUGCGAUUUUUGAUCGCGACUUCUUCUUCCUCGGACUAGGGCACGCGGCACACCGCCGGCUUUCUUCUUCUUCCUUCUCUCCGGUCGGAGGCUUCUUCCUUUGCUUUCCCUUGCCGUCGGCCGGUCCUCCACAUCCAUUUCUCCUCUUCUCCGAUCUUCUCAUCUCGGCGAUGGCAGCAAACUCGGCGAUUCCUUUGGGCGGACAGCAGCGUGGGUCUAGGGUUCUCUUGACGGCGGAGCGUUCUCCUCCGGCAAGACGGCGUUCCAAAGGUGGGCAGAACUCUAGCAUCUCAGUGUGUCCAAUUCCGGGAGAAGCAAGCUCCAUCUCAGUUGUGUAUCAAUUUUCAGCCGAAGAUCAGUCAUUGAGAUUGCUGUUCACCAGUGAUGGCAUUCCAAAUCUAGGCCCUUUGUUGUGGCAAAAGACGAAACGCUCGCCCCCAGCGCCCCGCCGUACCCGAUCCAAGGCCAUCACGAGGGAGGUAAAUCGCAACAUCCGAGCGAGCAUGUGACGGACAAGGUGUAAUGCGGAGAUAGGGGAUUUAUUCCCCAACUGCCCCGAGGACCGACCCUGCGACCUCAUUGUGGCAACACCCGCCACAUACCAACUCGGAUGACCCGUGGGUAGUCGAUUGGUAGUUGAAUUGGUGUAUGAUUGUGGAGGAAUGGAUGUGGUUGAUUAAUUUAGUUUGUUUCCAUGUUUGAUUUGUUUAGUCUUUGUUCGUAUGUAUUUUGGAUAUUGUAGUUAAUGUUUUGAUUCAUGUUGCUUAGUUAUUAGUUUACCUUCAUGUUAAUUGUUUAAGGUUAAUGUAGUUUACUUUCUUGCUUAA